AGUUCACUUCCGUACAGUCCCCUUUCCUAAGCUUAAAUACACACUCACGGUUAUUCACACAAGCGCACACGCAGACCUUCACACAGCGUCAGGCGCGUUUGCAAAUAGCGUCCAGCGGUACUUUUUCUUCUCAGGAGACGCAGGAGCUGUUGGAGGUUCCUAAAAGCAAUUUUGUGAUGCGAAGUUAACAAAAGCCUUACUGCUUUUCACGUGCUCCCUUGAGGUAAUUUUUUUUUUAAAAAAGGGGGAGAUCAGCCUCUCAUUUCAGCAGUUUCGGGGCUAAUGGGUGAAUCUGGUUAAUUGCUUAUCAAAUUUCUGAACAGCGCAAUUUAAAACCAGUAUUUGAAUGGCAAAAUGAAUAAUUCCGUGAAAUAACCCACUCUUCUGGACCAGAGGAAUUCAAGUGAUCAUCUCUGUGCAGCUUCUCCUCUUGUGGAGUGAAGAUGUACCGGAGUGUGUAUGUGCUGGCAGCACUGCUGAUUCUUCUGGUGCUGACACCUGUGGUACCCAGUAGCCAGUCCUGUCCCAGGAGCUGUAACUGCUACCAGGCCAAUGAAGUUCACUGUACCUUUCGCUCCCUGCUCACUAUACCUCCGAGCCUGCCUGCACAAACACGACGUAUAAACUUAGGGUUCAACAGCAUCAGCAGGCUCCAUGACAGUUCACUGAGUGGGCUAAAACAGGUGGAGCUUCUGAUGCUCCACAGCAAUGACCUCCACCAUCUUCCAGAUGCAGUGUUCAGAGAUAUGAAAUCACUGCAGACACUAAAGCUGAGUUAUAAUAAGCUGACAGAGAUCUCCUCAUCUCUGACCUUCUCCGGCCUGACCUCACUUCUGCGUCUGUACUUGGAUCACAACCUUCUGCAGCAUAUCCACCCCCGAGCCCUGCUCCAGCUGCCAAGCCUCAGGCUGCUGCGUCUGCAAGGGAACAGACUGCAUCAGCUGCACCCUCAUGCUCUAUGCACACUGUCCCUGCUAAAUACAUAUUACUUUUCUACACUCAGGCACUUAGAUCUGUCCAACAACAGUCUAACCACUCUGCCCAAAGACACCUUAGUGAAAGCACCUCUGCUGGAGACCCUUGUGCUGCAUGAUAAUCCAUGGAGUUGUGACUGUAGGAUGAACUGGUUUCUCACCUGGAGUCUGGCGCAUUCAGGCCUAAUGAAAUGUCCCAGUGGCCCUCAGUGUCCAACCUGCGCUUCACCCAGUUCCCUUCAAAGACAGGGCUUGCUUGAUCAGACUCACCUGUUGUGCAUCUCACCUGUCAUUGCAUCUUCAGGAAGGGACACACCUUUGGAGACAGAAAUGAGUAAAAUCCAAUCAAGUGAAAACUUCAGAGAACCGUUAGGGACUGCCUCUCUGGGUCUGUCUGACCAGCAAGGGAAUAGUGUUGAUCUGAGUUGCAACAUCACUCACUCUUCUGACUCUCAGGAUAUUGCUCCUCCUCAAGAUCUCUCUGUUUCCUCCUCUUCUCCUCUCCCCCUCGCUGUGUCACUCUCCCUGGAGUGUCCUGUGGAGAGAGAGAGCUAUGAGAACCUGUGGAGAAUCCUGGCUUACUACAGUGAGACUGCAGUUCACCUUGAGAAGGAGCUCAUGCUGAGCAAAGCCCCAGCAUUGGCCUACCACUAUACGCAGGUAGCAGAGACAAAUGGAUAUUAUCACACUGGAGUCAAAGCUUCUGUUAAAGCCAGGCCACACUGGUUACUACAGCCAGCGAUUAGCAUCCAGCUGAACAGAGCGCAGUCUAAUGGUCACAAAGUUCACCUUAUAUAUUCAACAAGAGUUUCUGCUCAUCCUGACUCUACUUCUUAUCCAUCAGCGUCUCACCCAUGGGUUCUGAUUUCAACUAAUCAUACCACCACAGCACUGGCAGCAGUAGCAGGCAGUAAGGUGGAGCUCUCCUGCCCUCUUCUAAGUUCUGGUAACCCCAUAAUACAGUGGAUUCUCCCAGAUGGAACCAAGCUCAUCUUCCCAUCUAGCAGCCUGGAUGGUAGGUUCCAGGCCUCAGCCUCUGGUUUGCUUCUACAAAAAGUAAAGCUCUCAGAUGCUGGGCUUUACUAUUGUGUAGUGCAGGCUGGCACAGAUGUAGAUGUUCUCCCCCUACGCCUGGCAGUGGAGCAGUCCUCUGUUCCACCCUCAGGAGAGCAAGUGGGACCUACUGUCACUGGAACAGAUGGGGAACCUGUCAGUUUGUCCUGCAAGGCAUCUGGUUCACCUGCACCUCAUAUGAGUUGGGUGUUGCCAGACCAAAAUAUAAUAUGGUGGGGACUGGCUGGAUCAGGUGGACUCAGUAUACAAUCAAAUGGGAGUCUCUUUCUGCCUAACCCUUCACUGAGGGACACUGGUCAUUACCGCUGCAUUGCAGUCAACCAGUAUGGUAGUGACUCUCUCUCCAUGAAGCUGGAAUUAAAACCAGAACAUCCCCUUCCACUCAGGACUUCAUUUCCCAGAGGGCCACAGUCAGCUGCUGGCCGGUCAACCAAGGUACGAGCACCUUUACUUUUGGAGGAAGGAUCAGGGGAUGAAGAAGAAGAAAAAGAGAGAACUCCUUUUGGCAAUAGGAAGCAUCUGAGACCUCUCCAGCCUCCCCCAAACAGACGUUAUCCAGUUGGGAAACCCCGAAGACGUGGGCCUUUUAGAGAGGGCCCCCUGAGAAGAGGAAGGCCUGUAUCCCCCACUGACCAGAGGAAAAACCAGCAUAACAACAGACAUAGGGCAACCACAAACAAGCAAAGGAUAGACCCUCAGAAAUGGGCAGACCUGUUGGCUAAGAUACGUCAAAAGACUGCUCAGAUUAAUAGCAACAACCAACCUACUGCAACAGGAAAGCCCACACCUGAAUCAGUGGGCAGAGACAACGACAUAGACACAACAAGACUUCAGGGAGCUGAUGAUACACACAGAGGCAGAGUUGAGAGCUCAGAGGUGGAAGAAGAAACUGAAGGGUCCUCUGUAGAUGACACUGUUCUACAAGAGGAAGGCCUACAGCCCAUCCAUCCUGUGCUCACAGAAACAAUAACAGACACAGAGAGGCCAACAGAAACACAGACAGAUAUAGAGGACAAGACACACACACACACACAGAUCCCAGGCCCACAGUCAGAGACCGUGACAAACCCAGAAACACAGAAAGAGCCAGUCACAUCUAAGCCAGUUUCUGGAGCAAAUGAAAUUGUCCCAGAACCAGCUGAAGGACCUGAGCAAGAAGUAAACCCCAAACCAUCUAGAACCAGGCCUGAGGACCCCCAGCAGCGACUCUUACCUAAUUUGGUUCCAAACUCUAGAAGGCAAAGACCUUGGAACUCUCGCAGGAGGAUUGGAGAGCAAAGACAAAUCAUUAACAGGCCUAGAGCGCGACCUUUGACACCACCUCGACCUCUCCCUGACCCUACAAACCAGAGGUCACUAACCAUGACACCUGACAAAUCCGCAUCAACAACCUCAUCUGCAGCAUUUUUGACAAGGAACGACCAUACUAGGACUCCUGCAUUGGGCGUACCACUGAACCCUCUGCCUGCCCCUGUUUCUUACACUCUUGGUAUGCCCACUAGAGAAUCUGGCUCCCCCUCACUGACUCCCUCUCCUCCCCACUUCUCCUCAUUAUCCUCCUCUCAUACAAAGGCACAUAUAGACAUGAUGACUCACACAACCAGCAUCCCAGACCCUGCAGAAUCGGUUCUUUUCAACACAUUGACACCAGCACCCACUCAUUCAAAUGUUGUGAUUUCACAGACACAUGUGCCACACACACACACCAGGACACUUACAGAUGGUGUACAGACACACACAAAAACACACACAGCCUUAGGCAAACACACUGAAAGAUUUCCAGGCAAACACAUUAAGGAGGUGGAGUGGAAUUUUUUGGAUGUACCAUAUGCAUCUCCCUCCAUCACUCUUUCUGCCACUCACUCCUCAGUUGUUUCCACCACAGUCCCCAGUGCAGCUACAGCUACUAAUGCAAAAAUCACAACCACUCUAAAAAGUAGUUCUUCUAGAAGUACUAGCAGUACAUCUACUAUUAUAACUAGGAAGGACACACUUCCGACAACGACUACAGUUACUCCCAUGACUACAAAUGCAAUCACAUUCACUACAACUACCAAUAUUAUUCCAAAAUCUAAGACUAACAACAACACUACAACUACCCCUACCUCUCCUAUUACCACAACUCCUAUUCUUACAUUUACUACUCCCACUCCCACUACCAUGUCUUCAAUUAGCCCUUAUGCUGCUGCUUUUACUACUAGUAGUACUGCUAGUAGUACUAAAAUUUCAUUCAAAGCUAAUACCACAACUUCUAAACCCACUACUACAGCUACAGCUACAUCUACUACUCCUACUACUAGCACUAGAAUGAUCAUCUCAGCCAGAAUUUCUUCAACCACUCCAAAAGCAGCUACUUCUCAUACACCUAAUACUACUACCAAAACAACAGCAACAAGUACCAGAGCAUCAUCCAAAGAGAGGCCAAGCACUGGCCAAGUUAACCUCCAAAGAAGGCCCAAUUCUUGGACUCCAAACCAGAGUUGGUCACCUAUUGACAGGAAAAACCCUGGAGCUAAUUCUAUCCCUGAUUCACACAGCAGCAGGCCGCACUCUCCUUCAUUACCUGCUGUCCCCAGGGCCCCAGCUGUGAGCUCCAGACCAAGAAUUGCAGACCCACACAUCAGGACAGCAUCAUUCCCAGCAGAGAGCACUGCCAGGCUGGCUUGUGAAGCUCAAGGAGAGCCGAAGCCCUUCAUAACAUGGACCAAGGUCGCCACAGGGGCAGUGAUGUCAGUCCACUCCAGGGCUCAGCGUUUUGAGGUCUUGCCAAACGGCACCCUUGUUAUCCAGAAUGUUCAGCUGCAGGAUAGAGGCACAUAUAUCUGCAGUGCACACAGCUUUCUAGGUCGUGACAGGUUACUAACUGCCCUAGAGGUGUGGACCCGCCCUCCUCGGAUGAAGUUGGUGAGCUACAGAGAAGCCACAGUUCAUCAGGGUGGAGAGCUGCUCUUGGAGUGCCAGGCGGAUGCUGUUCCCACCCCUCUGCUGUCGUGGAUUCUGCCUGAUCGUUCUGUCUUGACCUCUGCUGCUUCCUCCGCCAGUCGCAUCUCUAUGAACACAAACGGAAGCCUCCAUAUCUCAGUAACUUUACCAGGUGAUAGCGGAGUGUAUCGCUGUGUAGCCUCCAACUCAGCAGGUACUGCCAGUGCCUCUGUGCAUGUACACGUGUCCUCGUUGCCCCCGGUGAUACAGCAAGCCAGAGAAGAACACCUGCUCUUGUCUCUAGGGAGGCCUGUCUAUGCUCACUGCUCUGCCCGAGGUGCCCCACCACCAACUCUGCGCUGGCGAAUCCCAGAUGGGACUCUGGUCCGUCCAUCCCAGUUUCUCCAUGGCAACCUUUUUGUCUUGCCCAAUGGGACACUGCAUAUUCAAAGAGUUGGGCCAAAGGACUUAGGGAGUUAUGAGUGCACAGCUAGUAAUGUUGCUGGAGCUGAUAAGAGGACAGUGUGGGUAGAAAUUGAAGGGGCAACAGAAAGAGGAAGAAAGGAGGGGGGUUCAGGAAAAGAAGAACCAAAAGCAGCUGUUACUGAAAAAACAUCUGCUUCACUCACUAAAGACAAAAAUGUGUCCAUCCCUAGCCACCCUUCAAAUCCAUCUAACUCCUCUAAACUCUCGCCUCCAUUACUCUCCAGGACUUUGCCGCUCACCCCAAGCUCCUCUUUUUACCUCCACCAGCCCAAUUCCAUGAACUCACCUCCUAAAAUCAAUAAAACCGUCACAGCCUCACCCACACACUCUACCAACAUCAACAUAACACACCUUUCCUUUCGCCGCCUACCUUCCACAAAUAGGCCAGAAUUGUCAGGAAAUAUUGUUAACAACACAGUUACUUCAUCUAUCUCUGACAAAAGCAGAAAUUCAGCUGUUUUGCAUCCCUUGCCCAACCCCCCAUUAAGUAAAGCCCGCAUUGUCUCUACGUCACCCUCCAUCACUACUGUUGACUAUGGGAGGAUUUUGCAGCUCCACUGCUCUGUAACUGGCAACCCGUCCCCCAUCAUCAUUUGGAGGACUCCCAACAGGAAACUGACAGACAUGCACUUCAGUUUUGACCGACGACUGAAGGUGCAUCCUAACGGUACCUUGUCAGUCCAGGCAGUAACGGAGAAGGAUGCUGGAGACUACCUCUGUGUCACACGCAACAAGGUUGCAGAUGAUUAUCGCCUCCUGCAUGUAUCUGUGAUUACCAAGCCUGCCAAGAUUGCACCAAAACAACCACUCCAUCAGAUGGUGUCAUUUGGCAAACCACUGAAGGUGGACUGCCAGGCAUCGGGACUGCCUGACCCAACUGUUCGCUGGAGCCUACCAGAUGGAACCAUGGUGAACAGUGUGUUGCAGGGGGAGGACAGAGGGGGACGAGCAAGGAGGCUAACUGUGUUUGGCAAUGGGACUUUACUGGUUCCAGUAGUGGGUAUGGGAGAGGAAGGGGAGUACACAUGUUAUGCUGAAAAUCAAGGCGGUCAAGACACCAUGAAGGUCAAAGUAAAGGUCAUGAUGACAUCUCCUCCAACUUUCACAAAUGACAGAAGGUACCACGUCAUCAAAGUACAUCAGGGGGCAACUGCCAGAAUUCGCUGCCAGGUCACAGGAGAUCCUCUCGCAACAGUGAUGUGGUUUUCCCCGGUCCAUCGUGUCAUACCACGAAGGUUGGGCUCUGGUUAUUAUUCUGAGCGGGUUGCGGUGCUAUCAGAUGGAACUCUGGAGGUGUAUCUGGCCCAAAAGGAUGACAGAGGAAACUAUACAUGCCGAGUAAGUAGUUCAGCUGGGGAGAGGAGCAUGGUGGUAGGCCUGGACGUGGAGGCUCCUAACCAUGCAUCGAGUGGCCAGGCGAGAGGAAGAGGUUGGAGUACUAGCAGUGGACCCAGUAAUAGUAGAUCAGGGGGGAACAGUAAAAAUAAUGUAGGGUUAAUCCAGUAUGAAUUUACCAACGGAGCCACACACAAGCUGAGUAGCAAUAACAGUAAUAGUGAUAUUAAUGGCAGGAUAAGAUACAUUGUUCCAAACACUGGUGUUAACAUAGCAAACAGUGGCUCUAAUCCUGCCUUUAGGGGUUAUAGUGAAAAUGCAUUCAACAGGCCUGUCAGUGGGAUUAUACCACACCUUAGUAGCAGUGUAAUCAGCAUCGGGGUGAGUGGGGAGAAGAAUACAGGCAUUAAGGCGGGUAACACUUUAGACAGAAAUGAACCAGGCAUUAAGAACAGCAGUCGUAAUAGUGUAGCUAUCAGUCACAACAGAAUUAGAGGAGACGGUGUAGAGAAUACUGGGAGUAAUUAUAAUAAAGCCACUGUGGGAAAGGGUGGUAAUAAUAUCCCUGGUAGAGACAACAGUGGGACAAGUAGUGUUUCUAGAAAUGCUGGAAUUAGUAGCAGUGUGUCUGAGAGUGGAGCUGAUACUGGUACACUCAGUUACAGUAGGAGUCAAAACUCUACUCACACUGUUGUAGGUGUGGUAAUGACAGUGAAACAUGCAGUGAAAGGUCAAACUGUUAUUUUACAUUGUCCUUCACAAGGCCCCCCUCCCCCUCGUCUCACCUGGCUUCUGCCUGGUAAUGGUGUGGUACCGGCUCCAUAUUAUGGGGGUCGACUCACUGUGCACCGUAAUGGGUCCUUGGAGCUGCGAGGUGUGCAGGCAAAUGAUGGCGGGACCUUGGUUUGUGUAGUGAGAGGUGAGAGAGGAGAGACGAGGAUACAGGUGGAGCUGGUGGUCUCUGAUCCACAGAAGGAGUCCAGAUCUCCACCCAGGGAACCAGCUGUGGAAAGACCUCUUCAGAAAAGUGUUGGUUUUAUUGAAGCACCUCAAUCAGGAGCUGCAUUGGAUUCAGCCCAGUCCUUAAGCUCACAGGUAGUGUUAUCUGAGGUGCUUCCUCCAAGAAUCCCAGUCACUCAAAAGCAUUUGCAGAGGGUCCUCAGUUUACCUGCUGUACCUCGUCCCCUUGGCCCUCCACCUCGCUCUGCUGGCCCUGUCUCAGAACCAGCAGUGAUCACCAGAACAGCCCCCUUGGUAAGUAUCAUUAAUGGAGAGACCCUUCGUCUUCGUUGCCCUGCUUCUCAAACCCCAGGGUAUACCCAGGGAUCUUUCUCAUGGACCCUGCCCAGUGGCAAGGUGCUGUCCCGGGGUGAGGGUGGUGACCUGGACCGUUACCGAGUGCAAGAGGAUGGAACACUAACAGUGCAACAGGUCUCUGUGUUUGAUCGAGGCACCUACACGUGCAGAGCCACCAGUUACGAUUCCUCCUCAGUUUCAGUCAUCGCAGUUCCUGUCAUCAUCAUCGCCUACCCUCCUCGUAUCACAACAGGCCCCUCCCCUGUGACCUACACACGCCCCGGGGUUGCUGUGGAGCUACCUUGCCUGGCCAUAGCAACACCAAAGGCAACCCUUACCUGGGAAACACCAGACCUGAUACAGUUGAGGGUGAUGGGUCAGCCGCGUAUCUAUGGCAACCACUACCUUAGUCCUCAGGGUUCCUUAGUGAUACAGAAGCCAACAAGUAUGGAUACAGGAUUUUAUAGAUGUAUCGCUAAAAAUGUAAUAGGAGUGGACACCAGGGUGACCUACCUGCAUGUUAUAUAAUAGGGUGAAAUACACAGGCACAGUAGAAAGACAGAGUCACUGCUCUGUACUGGUGAAUGAACGUCUCAGCUAUUAACACCAUGUGUCUUUCAUGCUCAAAGGAACUGCAAGGCUCCAUUCAGGAGAUACUCUUGAAUCUCAGAAACACCACUAUUAAUAUACAGUCUCAUUUAUGUACUUUUUAGAUUUGAUUUCCCAAUACUGUAUUGUUUUUUAUAUCAGGAGUUGCCUGGUUCUCUGCAGAUUCAGUCAGGUCUUUGCUUCUACAUGAACUAGGAGGACUAUGCAGCUGGAGGUAUACACACUACCUUUGUGCCUUCUUAUCUGUCUAUCAGCCUUGAAAUGGUGCUCAUGUUACACAUGCAGUUAAAGUUCAACAAAAGGCAGAACAUAUUAAAUAUUGCUGCAAAAAUGCAAAUGCCCACAUCAGUAGCUGUGGACUGCUACAGUGGACUCAGCUAACUACAGUAUUUUGUUUUCUUUUGCAAAACUGGCUAUGUUCUCUUGCCUUGUGUUAAAGUUUUUAGGAGCAGGCAGUAUGGACAAAAUUAAUAUCUGAGCAAUCCAAAAACUACUUUUAUAUCAAUGUAUAAUCUACUAAUAUUUACAUCGUGCCAGGGAAAUGUGUUCAUUGAUUUGUCCCCGAUUCCAUUUUGCACUGUUUCAAACUCAGUAAAUACUAAAUUCAUUAAUCCAACCCUCUAAAAACAAGGGUCCUUUACUAGGCUUUAUUAGGCAUCACAAGUUUAUUUUAAUACACAACAACAAUUCAAAGUCCUUAUCACAAUGUACACAAAUAGAUAAAAAAAACAUUAAAAUGCAGUUACUAGGAACUUUAACACUAUCACUGUAAUAUGAAAUAUCACUGACUCAUUGAGUAAUAAUGACACCCUGCAGCUUCUGACCACCAGUUGUCUUUAACAACUGUCUACAGUGCUAUCAGCCAUGUUAAUGUUCAGUAUUGUGUAAUUAAAUCUAAUCCUGUGUGAUCUUGGUUGUUGUAAAAUAUUUCAAUUUUUUGCAACUUGGUUUAAAAUGUGUGAGUUAAUAUUUACUGUGUUUGCUACUGAAAAGAUUUAUUUUUUAAAUAAACUACAUAUUACAAAGAGGAUGAAUUUUGCAGUUGUGGUGCAUAUUGUACGUAGCAAACAGUAGCUUAAAUUGGCAGCGUUAUUUGAAAUGAACUGCCUUUACAUUACAUUGAACCUGUGAAAUACAUGAUGGUGGAGGACUUUGGCCUUACGAUUCACCCAAACAUCAGCAUUGUUUGGGAUUUAUGAGCCCCUGUCACUCUUCUUGAGACCUGUGAAUUUCAAACAACUAUUGUUCUACCAUCAUCGUUUGUAUCUCUUAUACUCACUGAGUUACUGGGGCAGAAUGGGAGAUGGUAUAAAGCAUUCAUGUCAACACAGUAGACAGUUCUUUGAAGAGUGAUCUUAUUUUG
Messenger RNA from Monopterus albus (swamp eel), 10059 nucleotides. RefSeq names its product immunoglobulin superfamily member 10-like. Gene Ontology annotation, molecular function: protein binding. The transcript has 12 exons. The coding region runs from base 444 to 8615 and encodes 2723 amino acids. The record is from RefSeq and is a predicted model, not a curated record. NCBI's taxonomy places the organism in Eukaryota, Metazoa, Chordata, Actinopteri, Synbranchiformes, Synbranchidae.